Molecule: messenger RNA, 3168 nt
Organism: Miniopterus natalensis
Lineage: Eukaryota; Metazoa; Chordata; Mammalia; Chiroptera; Miniopteridae
Source: RefSeq, a predicted model, not a curated record
UGGUGGGUGUUUAGAUUAGAAACAAUAUUUGCACAUGUAAAUUUGAGACUUUCGCUUCGUUUUAGUGUAACCAAUUGUCCUCGCUGCAAGCCUUGAUGCCUUGGGUUCUUCCAUAGAUUUUAGGGGGGAGGGGACAUUGUACUCUGGAAACACUUGUUGGAUGGGGUUAUGAGAAAUUCCUCACUCAGUGCAAACUCUGUAAUAGAAAGGGUUUAUAUAUUUUUAAAUCAGAGCUUUUCGAAAUAGAAUCUGACUCUGUUUUUCCCCUCCAAUCUCACUGGUCGGUUUUUACCGGGAUGAUAGGCAUUCUUCAGAACAGUUUUAUUUUGUUUAAGGGAUUCUUAGACCCAAGCAAUCAUCAUCAUUAAAAUAACUUGGAACUAUUAUCAGUUCUUCCUUUGGUGUUCAGCUUGAACUCAAAAGGAAAAAGAAAAAACCUAAAAAAGAAGGAAAAAAGCUGAGUUGACUAGAGUUAAAAUAUUCAGAAGAAAGAAUGUUGUUUUGACCUAAUUGUGUCACGAGAUUGAGAAACAAACCUUAUCCCUUGGCCAUGUAAAUUUUCCACUACCUUGUGUUCCUUCCAGGUUCAGUAUUCAAAAGGAGUGAUUUGAACUCUGACCACUCUUUUUUACAUUAGAUAUGAGUCUGGCUACUUACAACAGACUGGCUGGGUCAGCUUUGCUUUCAUUAUAUUUAUUCUGUUGAUAAAUUUAGCUCCUGAGUUUUCACUUUUCUCUCGUGAUAUAAGAAAAUGUAGAUUUUCUCUUUCAGUUUGAGUUUUCCUGCCCAUUAUUUCAUUUAGUAAAACCGUCAUGCCAGAAGACAAGUUUUAGGAAAGGGAUUUAAACUUUAUUUUUUCAAUGAGAACCAUAAAAACAAGGCUUGUUUGUCUUACCAGAAAGUCAGAUAUUAAGAAUUCUUCACUGCCUUUAUCAGCAUCCCUGCAAGUAGCAUAUUUUGGAGGGUGUGUUCUAUUUCAGAACAACUAGGAAAAAAUAACCCUAGUUAACACUUAUUUUAUCAUGCAGAAUUAGGAGUAGUUAGGUUUCCAGUUAUGUCGGUGUUGAUUCAUUUCGUUGCUUUCCUACAGAGCAAACAUGAAUGUUGGAGUUGCCCACAGUGAGGUGAAUCCAAAUACCCGGGUAAUGAAUAGCCGGGGUAUCCGGGGUAUGUGGCUGACAUAUGCAUUGGGAGUUGCUUUGCUUCACAUAGUCUUACUCAGUAUUCCCUUCUUCAGUGUUCCUGUUGCUUGGACCUUAACAAAUGUUAUACAUAAUUUGGGGAUGUAUGUAUUUUUGCAUGCUGUAAAAGGAACACCUUUUGAAACUCCUGACCAGGGUAAAGCAAGGCUCCUAACUCAUUGGGAACAACUGGACUAUGGAGUACAGUUUACAUCUUCACGGAAGUUUUUCACAAUUUCUCCAAUAAUUCUAUAUUUUCUGGCAAGUUUCUAUACGAAGUAUGAUCCAACUCACUUCAUCCUAAACACAGCUUCUCUCCUGAGUGUGCUCAUUCCCAAAAUGCCACAGCUACAUGGUGUUCGGAUUUUUGGAAUUAACAAGUAUUGAAAAGUUUUAAAACUGAAGAAAAAAUUUUUACAGCUACUGAGUUUCCUGUAAGGAAGGAGUGGUUAGUAAACUGCACUGUUUCUAUGAUAGUAUGAAAUGAGAAGUAUUUAUAUUGGAGAGCCUAUUGCUGGUUCCUCGUAUACUGUUUUGAAGUGCAGAGUUUUACUAGAGGAUGCCUGUGUUUAAUGCAUCUGGUAUAUUUCUGAAGAGAGGCUUUAUAGGUAUGCUGGGCAGGCCCAGCUUAUAAGUUAAAUGGCUAUAAAGUGAGGGUGUACUAGAUAAAUCCAAGGAAAUGAGAGAUUUAUAAGAAACUAAGACUAGCUUAGUUUAUAAUGAAUGGGCAUUAUGUUAAGAGAAAAAACUUUCCAAUCAUUCAGUCAUGGUCAGUUUAAGCUGACUUAACAUGUAAACCAAAAUCAUCUCUUUACAAGUUUACUGUAGAUUGUUUUUGUUACCAUACAUACUCCUCUUGUGCUGUAUAAGAGGAUAUAUACUUUCUUGUUUAUACAAGCCAAUUCCUACCUUAUGAGUGUGCUUUUUUUUUUUUUUCAUUUUGCUGGCUCAACAUUGUGUGUUGAUGGAUGAGAUCAUUUUUACAUUUAUUAAGUUACUGAGUUCAUGAAGGUCCAUGUUCAUGACUGAUUGGUGAUAGAAGAUAGGCAUCUUACAAAUAGCCUCUGAGUAAGCCUUCUAAUUUUGAAACAAAGUGGGUUUUGCUGCCUUUGCAGACACAAGGCUGCUAAACCAAUUAAGAAAAUAAUUUAUUUCACACAGUUAAAGUACAUGGUAAUUUAAAAGUCUAUGCUUAUUUGAUUGAGCAAUCUAAUUAUUUAAGUCAGUCGUUCUUUAGAAAAGGAAAUAUAAAAUGGACAAAUUAUAUAGCCAACUUGUGGUUUGGCAGCAACUGCUUCUCUAGCAAUAGUGCCAAAAUAAAUAAUGGAGUCUUUUUUAGUAGGUCUGCAGUAAAAGAUAAUAUUAUAUUUUCUUAGUCCUUUCGCCCUCAAUCCCCAUACUUUCCCAAUAAUAUUUGGACUUUCAAUACAUGAGUCUUCAUGUAGAUAACCCAAUAUGGUAACUAUUUCUAAAGUAGCAGCCAUACUGAAUUCUUGUAACUUAGAGGAGCUUCCUAUAGUUGCUGAAAUUAAUUGCAAGAAAUAACUAUAUACAACUUUGAAAAGUAAAUAUUCCCAAAAAACAAAGUUCUGAUACAUGAUGAAACUGAAAAACCUAGUAACAUUUGUAAACAAAAUUGAAUGAAAAGCAUUAUAGCAUCAACUUAAAAAUCAAUUUGUUUCAAUAAACUGACUUUUGGGGAUAAUGAUCAAUGUUUUAUAUUUCAAAAGUAUUGACUUUAGAAAUCAGUUGUAUGAUAAUGCCUUUGUAUAUUUGUCUUUCCCCAUGUAUUUUUAAAUAACGAGUAACCUACACUUCAAUAAAAUUUUUCUUUGGUAUAGGACUAUUGCAGAAUCUCUAAAAUUUAGUCAUCAAUGUUAUACUUUAUUUUUCAAGGGUUAUUUUAAGCAACUGAAUUUGUAAAAAAUUAAGGUAGUUAAAAAUAUUCCUUUGUUUUCCUUCAUUAUUAAAGUUUAUCUCAAAAGGC